AUGGAGAAGACACACAUCCUCGAUCAAGCGGAGAUUGGGUUCUCAGUUAAUCGUCCAACUGCCCUCUACACCAUCUUCGGGGGUCUCUUCUUGAUCGUUUUGCACGCAAUCUACCGGUCACUUCUUCCAAGGCCGUUUCCAGGAAUUCCUUACAACAAAUCUGCCGUCAAGAAUCUUUUCGGCGAUGGACCGGAGUUGACAAAGUUCUUCCUCGAAACUGGAGAGGUCGGUCUCUGGCUUUCGCGCCAGAUCAAGAAGCACAACAGCCCUAUUUUCCAGGCCUUCGUCCGACCUUUUAGCAACCCAUGGGUUGUCAUUGCAGAUUUCCAGGAGUCACAAGACAUAUGCCUCCGCCGAGCCAGGGAAUUUGACCGUUCCCCGUACUGGGCUGACCUCUUCGCUGGACCGGCGCCUCUCGGACACAUCCACCUACCUUCUAACAACGUAUGGAAGGGACAUCGGCGCCUGCUUCAGGAUCUCAUGCUUCCUGCGUUUCUGCAAAACGUGGCCGCCCCAGCAAUCUACUCGAACGCUCUGGAUUUGCUCCAUCUCUGGCAAAACAAAUGUGACAUUGCCAACGGGCGGCCGUUUGACGCGGAAAAGGACAUCUUCUACACUGCGCUUGACGCGGUCACCAGCUUUUCUUUCGGCGCAUCAUUUAACCACAAAGCUACUGUUCCACAGCUAAAGGAGCUAGAGGCCCGGCGGAAGAGCAUCACCAUGCUUCAAGGGUCGAUUACCAGCAGGGAUGCGGAGAUAAAAUUCCCAAAAGCCCACAUCGGCGACGAGCUCCAGGCCGUUCUUACCAUCACAGAUGCGGUUGAGGGACAGAACUCCACAUUAUUCCCCAGGAUCAAAUGGUGGCGAAGAGAGACGUUCGAACCGGGCCUCCGGAACGCAUGUAACAUCAGGAGAGAGCUCUGCCGAAAAGAGAUCUUCAAAGCCGUCACUCAACUUGAGAAACAUGGUGACGAUGAGAAUUGGGCCCGCUCUGCCAUAGAUCUCAUGGUCCGCCGGGAAAAGUUGACCGCUGCCAAGGAAGGCCGCGAACCCCAGUACUACACCGACCACAUGAUUGACGAGGUUUUUGUACUCAUAGUUGCCGGGCACGAUACCACGAGCACGACUAUCGUCUGGGGCAUCAAAUUCCUGGCUGACCACCAAGACGCCCAAAGGAAGCUACGCACUGCCCUCCAAGUCGCCCAUCCCGAUGCCUUUGCUGAGAAAAGAAACCCAACUACUGCCGAGAUCAUGAGGCCCAACGUGGCCCCUUACCUUGACGCAACUAUUGAGGAAAUAGUUCGCCUCAGCGGCACAUCGGACGGCGUCCAGAGGGUUGCCACGGUGGACACGGAGAUCCUCGGCCACCCCAUCCCAAAAGGCACCGAGCUUUGGCUGCUGGGCAUGGGACCCAGCAUGCUCGAGCCGGCUUUCAAGAUAGAUGAUAAACUUCGCAGUGAAAGCUCCCAAAAGGUCGGCGUUGAGGGCCGGGUUCGCGCCUGGGAUGAGACUUCCGACAUGGCUGCUUUCACGCCCGAACGCUGGAUGCAGGAUGAGAACGGGAACCCCACAUUCGAUGCUCUCUCUGGGCCAUCGCUGACCUUUGGCUUGGGUACGCGUGGCUGCUACGGGAGAAAGCUGGCGUAUGUGGAGAUGCGACUCAUCUUCACGCUCAUCAUUUGGAACUUUGAGCUUUUGCCUUGUCCGCCGGAGCUCUCAGGAUAUGAGGCGAUUACUGGUGUUACCCGAAAGCCGCAGAAAGCCUAUGCCCGUCUUCAGAAGGUCAUUCUUUAG
Molecule: messenger RNA, 1794 nt
Organism: Fusarium falciforme
Lineage: Eukaryota; Fungi; Ascomycota; Sordariomycetes; Hypocreales; Nectriaceae
Product: Cytochrome P450 monooxygenase
Exons: 2
Coding region: 1-1794 (597 amino acids)
Molecular function (GO): monooxygenase activity; oxidoreductase activity, acting on paired donors, with incorporation or reduction of molecular oxygen; heme binding
Source: RefSeq, a predicted model, not a curated record